Serpula lacrymans var. lacrymans S7.9 is the source of this 873-nucleotide messenger RNA. RefSeq lists its product as uncharacterized. Lineage: Eukaryota; Fungi; Basidiomycota; Agaricomycetes; Boletales; Serpulaceae. The record is from RefSeq and is a predicted model, not a curated record. The coding region runs from base 17 to 772 and encodes 251 amino acids. The transcript is spliced from 6 exons. Gene Ontology annotation, molecular function: fatty acyl-CoA hydrolase activity.
AGACCAACUGAUUAGGAUGCAUCUACUCACUGCUAAACGCGCCCUAAGACUAGUAGGUUUUAUUAGAUCAUACUCCAGCCGUUCUUCUAUAGAGUCUUUACAGGCAGCCUUUCGGGACCCUUCUUCUCCCUUUCAUAUCCCGCCGGGAACACAGGGCCCUGCUUCACCUGACCCAUUAUUCGAGGCCAACCCCAUUCUUGAUUCUGUACCAGAAUUGGCUCCGCGAGAGGAAGCUACACAAAAACUACUAGCUUUAGGGUAUGAUCCAUCCUCCCUCUGGGAGCAAAGUAUUGUAUGGGGACAUCACGAUGCUUUUCAACACGUCAACAAUGCUCAAUACGUCCGCUUCUUUGAGUCUGGUCGAAUGGAAUGGAUAAUGUCCAUCGGAAAUGACCUCGGCGGCCCCACAAAGGUUCAAGCUAUGCUGAAAGCCCAGGGAAUCUCCUUCAUUCUGAAAUCCAUCAGUGUCAAUUUCCGCCGGCCCGUGACUUAUCCUGAUACUCUUCUCAUCGCGCACAAGCCGCACUUACUUGACAGCGAAACUUUGGCAACUUCGAAACCAAAACGUGGACCUCCUCUAUCGCACACCCAAUUCAAUCUCCACGGCAUUGCGUAUUCGUACUCACAACGUGCUAUUGUUGCAGAUUCCGACGCUGUGAUUGUCUGGUAUGACUAUGACAAACUGAAGAGAUGUGAUCCUGGAGAAGUAGCGCGCAACGUCAUCUGGAAUCGUAUGAAACAUGCAAGUAUUGACGGAAAGCAGGUCUCAUAGAAGUUUGGUUUCCUUGAUAUCAUUGAUUGUGAUACUUUCUGAGAAACAUCAUGGAAUGAUAUCCUUAGCAGAUAGAUUCCAAUACAUCACUUCGUGGAGGA